AGAGAGCACGCCCCGCAUGCACUCGUAAACAGAUCCGUGCAAGUAAACACGACGCAAUUGUUUCCGUUCGCGUACAAGUUAACGCAUUGUGGAUAAGUGUACGUUUUCAUAAUGGAUGUACGGUGCAGUGUCGGCUCCGGCUUGUGAAGCAGUGUGGUAAGCCGGCCGAGUCCUGCCCAGUAUGUGACGUCAUGUCUCUUAGUCCUUACGGAUAUUACCAACCAGCAGGUCCUCUGAUCAAAGAGAGCAGCGCAGAGGCUGAACGAGCGCUGGCGAGGUACCAUCCACCACCACAUUACCACGCGCCACAUCCACCGGUUCUACAGCAGUAUGGGCCGUAUUACCCCGCGGACCUGUGCUACGGGCGCUAUUUCAGGCCGCAGGGACCUUACCACAUGGCGCCCCCACAGCCCGAAUCACCGAUGGUCGGUGUUGGCAGUGAGCCGUACCCCGCGCCGCAGUACUACGGUGCUCCGCCCUGCUACCAACACUCACCCCAGAGGAUACCAUAUGUCGAGUAUCGAGGAUGCCCGUGCCCAUUAAACGCGUGUCCAAAAAACGUCCUUAUUGGGCCCGCUACUGGUAAGGCCCCGUCCGGUGGCGGCCCAGGAGACGUUUCCUCGACCAUGUUGCCGCCCGGGGGGCCCUUCCGACCGAAGGCGAGGGCGUGCGCGCUCGACAACGUGCCCGACACGCACGGCAGCGGCAAGGAUCCGCCGUUAGAGACAGAGCCUCCGGAACCACCGACAGCGUCUGAUGCACCACACCCUUGUACACUGCCGGAUAUGGGAGGAGCAUCGCCGAAACGUGAGCUAUACGAUGUACGGGACAACUUGCGAUUGGUUGGUGACCUACCAGGCUCGGCUGAAGCCCUAGGACCACCAUCCCCAGCGAGAGGCUCCGCGGGUAUAUGUGCCCCACAACCACCACCCAUUGCACCAAGACGGGCACGACUAGGGAAAGCAAUGGCGAGAAAAUCCCUUGUUGGUGAUGACACGGCGCUUUUACUAUCAACACCUCAACGACCCUGCUCCCAACAAAAUGAUGGUGAUGAUGAUGUUCUGGCCAUAUCACCACCUCUUUGCGCACCAAUCGAUUUGUCGUCAUCUGAUGAAAGGACAACGCCACUUGUAGAUGUAAAAAAAGAAAAUGAAGGUCCCACCUUUGCUUUAUCAAGAAAAGCAGAUGCACAGGCGCUUAAGGAACAUAAUACCUCAAACUUGUCGGAUACAGUUGCUCCCGCAGAAAUUACAAAGCCAGUAAAAAGAAGAUAUUCGAGGCCAAAGCUUGAAAUUGAAAUGAAAGAUGUUCAACUUGAUGAUGUUUGUAAAACAAAUGGCAUAGGUGAACAUGUGAAAUUGCAAAAGCGUCGAAAAGUUUCGGGUGAUCAAACAGAUUCCCCAAAACCAGAAACUAUUGUAAAAGAGCCUAAAAGAAGAACAAGCCAAAACAAAAAAUCAUUGGAAAAGAAAAGCAAUAAAAGGAAAUCUGAUACAGUUGUUACUGAACCUAAGGCUAAGAAAAUGCCCCUGGAGAGUACAAUCAAUAAUGAUCAACGAGUUCAAAUUCUUCCCAUUAUACAAGAUAAUAUAUUAGUACCAGAGGAUCCUUACUGUCUUAAGCCAAAGAAUAAAAGUGCAGUUGUGUUAGACAAUCUAAUUAAAAAGAAUAGUGUGGAGAGAACAGAAAUCAAAGGCUUGGCUAAUUCAGAUACUAUACUAAGCCCAGCGGAUCUCUUUCUACCAUCAAAUGAAAAUACCCUGCUACACACUCCAAAGAGAACGUUAAAUAUUAAUAACAAUGUAGUGGAAAGCAGUACAAAUACAAAUGGAGUUAAACCUAAAACAAUUGCAGCUGUAAGUCAACUGAUAGAGAAGAAAUUGGCCAGUAAAAAUGCGUGCAAAUUAGAAAGAGUUGAUUCCCGAGUUACCCAUACUUUAAAAUCAGUAUUAAAUGGUGGUUCGAAUAAAGAGUCGCUGAAAAAUUUCAAAGAUGAAGACAUUAAAAGUGUAGUCCCUUCUAACAUUGAAAAGUGUGUUGAAAUCAGUGCUGUGAAUAGCAUCAUCAAAAUAAAAGACAAGUGUGAUAUACCCAAGGUAAAAAGCGAAAAUUUGGUAACAGAUAUCGUUAAAUAUGAUACAUUUACGCUAAAACCUCUAAAAACGCAGAAGUCAUCAGCUGUGACAAAAUCAGAAACAGGCAAAGAACAGUGCAUUACAAAUAAUACAUGUGAAUCUCAAUUAUUAAAAAAGGAAAGCAAUGAAUUUUCUUUGGAGAAAUCUAUGAAAGAAAUUGAUUUUCUAUCGAGCAAUAUGAUAAGUUCAGUUGCAGACGUUGCAUCGAGUGACGAGAUAAAAAGGAAAACUGUUGAAAAGGUUGUUAAACUUUUAUCAAAAAGACAAGCUAAGAACGAUGAGGCUGUGGCAGAUAUUGAAACUUUAGAUUCUAAUAUAGAAGGCUACAAAUCAAGUGUAGACAAAUCGAAACGAUGUAAAAUAACGGUUGAGAAGCAAAAUGGAGGAGAAUUUAAAGCAAAAAGUGUGGAAAAAGUGGCAAAAUUACUUGUAUCCAAGAAGACAGUACUAAAAACCGAUGAUGCAUCUUUAGUGAUCGAGGAUGCGUGUUCGUCGUUGGAUGCUACCGUGAAGCGGAGAACAAAGCGGCGCCGUAGCGGGGCGAGGCGGCCGCGGAGGAUGGUGGCCCCGCUCGCUCCACCAGACAUCAGUCCGCGACCGCCGCCUCGCUGGAGCAACGGUUGGCAGUGGGACGGAGAUUGCUACCUCUCUAAAGUCUACCUCAACAACGACUCCCGGCAAGACAUGACCGCUCGGUGCUGGUCGCGGAUGAGCCACGCCAGCGGCGACCGCGUGGCGCGCGGCGACUGUGUCUUGCUGAGGGCGUCCCCGGCGCGAGCACAACCCUUCGUCGCGAGGGUGGCCAGCCUCUGGGAGAACCCUAACGAUGGUGAGAUGAUGGUGUCCCUGGUGUGGUACUACCGGCCCGAGCACACGGACCGAGGCCGCCUGCCCACCGAUGCCCCCGACGAGGUGUUCGCUUCCCGACACAGAGACGCAAACUCCGUGGCCUGCAUCGAGGACAAGUGCUACGUGCUGACCUUCAAUGAAUACUGCAGGUAUAAGAAACGACUAAAAGCAAUGAAGGAAGGUAUAACAAUAGCACCAUCGAUUGUACCAGCCCUUCCAUCGAGCGAAGUGACACCCGCAGUAGCCCCCAACGAUACAAAGUUACCACCUUCAGUCUCUCCAGAGCUCGUUCUAUUCUGCCGAAGGAUAUAUGACUUCAGGUCAAAGAAGAUACACGAGCCGAACAAGUGAAAUAGCGGGAAAAAUAACAUGGACUCAAUUUAAACAAGACAAGAAACGAUGUCAUAGAGUAUAUAUAAGACUUAGCCCAAGAGAACUAACUCUGUGCAUCUGUGAGAUAGCGGUUUUUUCAUUCGUGGAGGUGAAAGAAGUAGUGUCUCGAUUUAAUACAAACUUUUUCGAUUUCAGUAGCGUGUGCGUAUUAUUCGUAACAGUUUUUUUUUUUUAUCUUUUGAAAUGCGUUCCAUUGCUUUCAAUGUCGUAGAUGAUGAUUUUGUAGUUAUUUUGCUACUAUCAUUUGCUGGUUGAUAAUAAUGUUGAUAAAUGAUGCCUUUUUAUAAAAGUUAAGUAGAUGUAAGUGGUGAAUGCAUAAUUAUUGUGAAUAGAUUCUUUUGCUUAUGAGAAACUGUGCCCGACUUCAUACUUCCGUAGGUGACUAUUAAGAGAUAAAUAAAUUAAUAUAAUAACAUUAUUGUUGUUUAUGUGGAUACUUCUUCAUACUUAUUAAAAUCCCGACGCAUUUAUAUUAAAUUUAUAUAGUAUUGAUUCAUCACCAUUUGUAACUAUUAUGUUUUGUCCGGUAUAUUACUUUUGAUCAUCUUAUAAAUGUUCUGUUUUGUAAUGAAAAAUCGGAUACUCGCACAAUAAUAAACAAAUAUUUGUUUAAAAUAAAAACUUUCAUGUAUUUACGCGAAAUCCUGUAGACACGGACCCCAGUUACACCUCGGCUUUACUCCAUUACUAUUUUAGAAAUCAUGCUUUUAUAUGUGUAUUUCAAAAACAUAGUAUAGUUUAUAGAUUUAAAAUCAGUAAGUAGGUUCUCAUGACGAACAUGAAUGUUACAAGCUUGUCAUGGGCUGAACCUGAAAUAUUAACUGCAGUAAUUUUCUUAACAGUACAAAUUUAUUUUCGAUAUCUUAUAAGGUACUGGUAAGUUUUAUCCUACUUUUACCUGGCAUAAUUAAAGUUUUAGAAGCUCAUGUAAUAAUUUGAAAUAAUUCAGAUUAUUAUAAUAAUACUUAAGUAGGUAUACCAUAACCUACUGUUACGAGAAGUCCUAAGUAAUACAAUUCAGUCAAUGUUUCUACGUAACUGUAAAAAAAUAUGAUACCAUGAUGUUUUUUUGGUAACCAGGCAAUAAAAUCUUAUAAAAAAUGAGGUUCAUAUGUAGUCAUUGACAAUGAACUGAGUUUUGGCCGCACAUAAUUAACCAAUCUGUAGUAAAAGAUAAUGCGAACGUGUAGCUAAGUCUCUUUUACUUAUCUGUGGCAAACAUUGACACAUGAUGUGGAUAACGCGUAGAUAGAAGAUGAACAAUAGAUGCGUCGCUAAAAUAAUAAUAAUAACGUGACAGAGACACAUAAAUUAGAUUGGUAUUGAGAGUAAGCGAGAUGCACCACAAUAUCUGCUAUCCCUUUCGCGUAUGCGAUUUUUUUGCUCGGACCCAGUUCGGCUCCCAAGAAAUAAUGGCUGCCGUGGUGAAAUACGGUUUAAUGAAAUUCUGAUUGAAUAAAUUCUGAUUUUUGAUAUGUAAUUGAGUGAUUUGGUGUGAAUUUGUGAAUUUAGUUAUUCUUUACAUGGGACGUUGUUGUUUAUUACGUUGUACAGUUCGUACUACAGAAUGAAAAAACAUAGCACAUGUCACAGACUAUAGCUAUCUCAUUUACAUACGCUGACAGCGAAUCUAGCGGCCAUCUUCUAUCUACGGUAUAACGACACCAUUCUGAAUAUUUGAGACACAUUAGCAAAAGUCAUAUAGACUUACAAUAUAGAAGCGUAUAGACGAUCUGACAGCCGAUAAUUCCUGAACAAUUUUGAAUUGUCAAUGUGCUUAUCUAGUGGUUUAUUAAUAUUCUUUAUAUUACAUAUAUAAUUUGUUGACUGUUUACGACUUGUCAAUGAAAAUCAGUAACAAUAACAAUAGAUUCGCUUUCCUCCUCUACCUUGCUGUAUCUCCGUUAGAGAUAUAUGUUCUUCCCUCUCGCACGUUUUUUUUCGUCUAAACGCUGGUAUAUUGUAAGUCUGUGGCAAAAAUUAAGUAAAUAAAUAUUGCAUUGGUAUCUAAUAAUAUAAAUUUGACACGGUCUUUUGCAAUUUAAUAUUAAAAUAAGACGUUAUUCCAGAAAAACGUUCCAAACCACAAUCAUAUCGAAAUUUAGUUAAAAACACAUAACUGGUCACGUGAUUCAUAUUAACGGACUGACAAAAAUGGCAGACCUACUGCUUUACCUACUACUUUGAAUGACAUAAUGACUUAGUAGCCCAACCAACAUGUAUGGAAUACACUAAUAUUUGUUAAACUUUAAACACGAAUUCCUUAAAAUGUGAUGUUUGUGGCUUGAAACGAUUUUCAUUAACUACGUCGAAUUGAGAAUUAACACUACGAAACAUUGAUUUCAGCAAUUGUAUUCAAGGAAGUUUUACUUUUACUCUACUUAUUUAUUAUAAGACUGAUUUUAAAAAUCAAUUUUACAGUUUACACAGUUUUCAGUUACCUUUAUUAAAAAUCAAUGUGUAGAAAAUGACAUAUAACAGCGUUACAGUCAGAAAACAAAUAUUUACUUACAAAAUAAACACAUGGGAACAUUGUAACAUAUUUUAAAUAUAAUAUUAGUGAAUAGUUUAAUAGUAUACUUAGCAUGUGAGAUGAAAAGUGAAGAACGAAUGUUGUGGUAAAUCUUGCGAUGCGAUUGAAUAAAACGUCUCAAACUCAAAACAAAUUGAGACUUGAUCGGUUUGAGACGUGCUAUAUUUAUAUACAAGUUUCGUAAUGUUAUGUAAUGAAUAGAAUUUCACCUUUUGUGGUAAACUUUUAUUUAUCUGAAUGUAGUCUUAAACUAAUAAAUACCUGGGUUACCAUUUAACUCAUUAAAAAGAGAAAAAUAUUCUACAUACUUGAAAGAAGAUUAACACUUUUCGAUUUUGGGUAUUCCCAGGAUUUAUUAUGACGUCGGUCUCGUUUCCAACUUAUAGCUGUGUAAAUGAGUCAUUCUUAGGCACUUGUCCCAACACCGGCCAUGAUAGAAAAUCAAGAAGGCCUAGAAACGCAUCACGUUGGCGUCUGGUAUUCCACGACCACGCGUUUUUCAAGAAAUUUCACGCACAGCCACUUCGUGGAAUCAAUUACCGGCUGUUGUUUUUCCGAACCGAUACGACUUAGGGACCUUCAAGAAAAGAGCAUACUCACACCUCAAAGGCCGGCAACGCAUCUCUCGCAGAUGUUCAUGGGCGGUUGCCUCACCACUCCCAUCCCGUGAGCCUCUUGCCCGUUUGCCUUCUCUUAUAUAAAAAAAAAUUGUGGCUUGCUGUAGACAGCAUGCGAGAGCCCACUGCUCACACUGUAGUUGAACAUUGCUCAGCAUUAUUUUUCUUUAGUGGCUUUUGUCGCUGCGACAAACUAGUAUAGAGUCCUCGCUAGUCGCCAGCAGCGUGAACACUCAGCGAUCAACUGUUAAUACCUAUGUGUCUCUGUUCUACGUUUGUUGGGCGAGAAAAUAGUAGACAGCGGUGGGACAAAUGCCUUAUCACUUAUCGAAACGUUUCUAGAGUUACUCGAAGCGACGUUAAAUUAUGUCUUCAUUUUGGCAUGGUCUAAUGAUCAUGGGUAAUCCCAAACAUCAAAUCCAUUAAGCAAUUGUUUACAUUUAAAACAUAAAACGCUUUAUUAAAAGAAUCAAACAUCGGACCAAAGGUAUAAACCGAAACAUUUUAACUUCAAAAUGUUAUUCAGAAAAUGGGCUCCGAUGUUUAAACUUGACUUUAAACAAUAAUAACAUUAAAAACAGAAUUCUUAAAUAAAUUUAUAAUGUUAUUAAUAACGAAAUCUUUUAAUUAUUAUUAAUACAAUACACGGCGAGAUUAUGUAUGUACUUUCAGUGUGUUUUUAAUUUCAAGCAUUUUUAAUGCUUCGUGGAUUAUUGUUACAACCCAGUUCCAUCUAGAUAUUGGUUUAAAAAUAAUGUGCCAAUCAUGAUUGCUUGAAAAAGGGAGAAAUUUAAUAAAAUCAUGGAUUAUGGCAAUAAAGUUUGAAUGAAACAUAUGAGAACCAAUCAUAACAGGGGCUCCUAACUUAUAAAUAAAUAUGUUUGACGUUACAUUUCUUUAGUCGAUCGUUAAGGGCAUUUUACCUAUAAUGUGUAUUUUAUUAAUGUUUUAAAAUUGUGUAAAAUUAAAUUAUUUUUCUUUACAAUACCUGCAAGUUAUCAUUAUUAUAUUAAAUAUUGUUGUUUUUGGUUUUAUUUAACAUAUUUUCUAAGUGCGCGCAAACCAGUGAGAAUAAGACAAAUAACUUAAUGGUGAUUGGCCUUUUAAAUUAAGGUAUUUUAGAUCAGUGUGUCCUAUUACAAAAUGUAAGUUUGUUUGGUAAACAUCGGCCCUUCAUUAUGGCACCAUGCACACUAUAAAAGGAAAGAAAGAGGGUAGCUAGGAAAAUAUUAUGUAAAGACUUUAAAAGUGGACUUUAUUUGCAGCAAGGUUACCAUUUAAUUUGUGUAAAAUAGUCAACAAUUUGUUUAUUCAAAGCCAUGUUCUUUCUCCUUUAUUCUAAAUAUUUUGUAAUGUUUUUGAUAGGGCUAUUAAUAAAAAACUGAUUAAUAUAUAUUGAUUUUCAUAAAGUAAAUUAAAGCGAGUUAACACUACUUUCGUAAAUUGAAAGUGGUUUGGCACUGAAAAAUACAUAUUAUGCAAAUUGGGAUCAGUUUGGUAGGAUUAUCACUAAUAGUAUAUUUAUUUGUUUGAGCUACGGCUUAGAAAUUCAUGCAUGAAAUUCAUGCUUUUUCAUUGCGCCACUAAAGGGAAUCAAACAUUUUGUAGCUCAUGUUUGAAGUAUAUCUAUUCCGUAUGAGUAGCAGAUUAUAACUUUUUAUAGUGAUUUUGUAUGCCUAUUUAGAAUAAAAAUAUUUGAUUUCGAAUUGUAUUAAUGACAGACAUUAACAUAGUCUACAACUUGACAAUGAUCAAUGAGAGUCGGAUUUUCUAACUGUGUUAACCAUAACUUAUUGGCUUACGGUUGGCUAGAUGAUUACAAAAACAUCUACCGCACAAGAACUUUUUCCUGUGUAAAAGCUAAAAUUAUAAGCUGUCGUUAAAGUCAUUACGAGGGGAUUGGCAAAUCAAAAUAUAAUGUCUCACUGGGGUCGUUGCCAAAGCUUAUGGUUUCAGUAAUUCUUAUACUUUGCUUGAUGCCAAAAAUUUGCAAGAAAUUCUUAAACUUAAUUAUUUUACAAAUCUCUUUUUAUUUUAAGAUUUAAGUUAUCAGUGUCAUAUGCGUAUGAAAAAUAUAUCUUUGAAUGAGGUUGUUAUGAAGACAGUACCAGGAAUGGCUUCAAACAUCAUUUGAGUAAAUAACACAUGUAUUCACAGGACUUUUGGCUACGUAACGAUAUUAUUAUAUAAAUAUUGGUAUUAAUCGUUUGUUUCGUGUUUUCGUGGGGCGUUUUCGGCCGGUUCAUUUUCAUUUGCAUAUGACAUUGAUAACAUUACUUAUUAUUAACUAACUGUAGAGAAAUGAGUAAAUUCCAUAAUAAUACUUAUAAUUGUUUAGAUAAGUGAGCUCCCCCUUGCUUGUAGUUGAUUUUUUUUUAAAUGUUACCUAGAAUUGAACGACCGCAACCCUCUUAUAGUCAAUGAUAAUUUUUAGACCUAGGUGUACUAAUAAGAAAAUACCUUGUUUUUAUUAUUUAUUUGUUUCAAUGGAAAUUAUAUAGGUAUAUUUUUAUUAUUGUAACCUACAUAGUUACGUUGGCUGUAAUUUAAUAUUGAUGUAAAAUUAAUAUAUGUAUUUUUAUUUCAACAA
Leptidea sinapis is the source of this 9117-nucleotide messenger RNA. RefSeq lists its product as uncharacterized. The coding region runs from base 192 to 3335 and encodes 1047 amino acids. The transcript is spliced from 10 exons. NCBI's taxonomy places the organism in Eukaryota, Metazoa, Arthropoda, Insecta, Lepidoptera, Pieridae. The record is from RefSeq and is a predicted model, not a curated record. Gene Ontology annotation, molecular function: chromatin binding.